GCAAAAGCUUCAUGUCGUAUCUAGCAUUACCUUUUUUAAUAUUUUGUUUCAUUUGGUUUAGCGUUUCGUUCAGUGACUCCUUGUCACCAACACCCCUCAAUGGCCAACACCUCCGCGUCAUCUGGCCUCGAUGGAAUGGCAACCCUAAAGGAUUGUCCGGGCCGCUCAAAGGAGGCGUAGUUCUAGAUUACCUGUCAGCCCGCUUCAACUUUACGUACGAGAUGGUCCGAGUGACGGAAAAUUGGUUGGAGCCAAGGGCAAAUGGUCGAGGACUUUUCAGCUACCUGUGGGAUCGACAAUGCGAUUUGUUGCUCCAAGAUGUUCUCCCGACAUUUCGGCGCCAUGAGAUUGUGGACAUGACAUUACCUUGGAAUUACGACUAUUUCGCUUUCCUCAUUCCCGCCCCAGAUGAAACAGCCAACAUCGACUCCAUCAUCAAACCUUUCCAAUGGCCGGUCUGGUUGGGAAUAAUCAUUUCGAUGGUUUGCGUCAUCGCCGUUAUGAGUCUAACGCAGCGCUACUUGGAAUUUCGAUCCCAAAAUAAGAGGGGAUCACAAGAAAUUCCAAAGCAGUGGCUAGGCAGUCAAUACCUCUAUGUGUUUGGCAACUUGAUGUCGCAGGGGGGCCCUUGCACAUCGAAACGGUUACCAUAUCUUCUAAUCGCCACUUCGUGGACUCUAGCGGCUUUCAUCUUUGUCCAGGCGUACAAUUCGCUUCUCUUCUCCUACGUUAUCGCGCCAGUCCAUCAGCCAUUAAUCAAUUCCGUCUACGACAUAGCGGAAAGUAGCGACAUCAAUCUACUCGCCAAGAAAUCGGGGACCAUAGACACUUUGUUAUCGAAUGUGAAUAAUACAGGCCUGUACAAGAAGCUAGGCAAACGACUCGAUGCUCUUCCUAACUCCCGAUGUCCUCUUGUGUCAGAGUGCAUUCAGCUGAUUACACCGGGAUCGAGGAACGUUUUCAUUGAUGCCGCUAUUUAUCAUUUAGACUCGAUAAAAGCAGAUUUUGAAAAGACUGGCAAGUGCAAUCUGCAGCUGGCAAAAAAUUAUUUCUAUAAUGUUAUUCCAACAUUUGCCCUACGGAAAAAUAGUCCCUACACUCAAAGCAUUAGUCAAGGGCUAUUGGAGCUCCAGGAAAUGGGUCUGAUCAAAUACUGGGACCUGUGGUUCCGACCCAUGCCUCGACAAUGUAUGGAAACUAUUAAAAGCGGCUACACAACCCCGACAAACAAACAUACCCAUCUUUCCCUCAAGAACUUGACUGGCGCAUUUAUCGUUCUACUAGUCGGGUUUUUUCUUUCCCUUUUGGCUUUCCUUUGCGAACAAAUCGUUUCAAUCCCUGAACGUCACCGCCGGCGACGUAGUAAGUUACAACAAAUGCCACAACAAGUCACUAAAGGAUCACCUAAUACUGCUGAUGAAGAAGAAAACGAGGCAACGAGCCUAUAA
Molecule: messenger RNA, 1448 nt
Organism: Daphnia pulex (common water flea)
Lineage: Eukaryota; Metazoa; Arthropoda; Branchiopoda; Diplostraca; Daphniidae
Product: ionotropic receptor 93a-like
Exons: 9
Coding region: 12-1448 (478 amino acids)
Cellular component (GO): membrane
Molecular function (GO): ligand-gated monoatomic ion channel activity
Source: RefSeq, a predicted model, not a curated record